AUGUCUUCGGUGAAGAAACAAGUCCGCUUUAGCGAGCAGGAUGGAAGAAACACCUCAUUAAGUCAAACUUUAACUCUGCGACAUAUUGAGACGCCAAAUUCUGACACUAGCUCCCGAAAUAUCAGGAAAAAAAAGGGACGGAGAAAGACUAAACUUCAGCUACUCAAAGCCGAAAAGAAGAAGCUACAAAGGGAUUUAAAGAAUACCAAGGAAGGUAUUUUGGAAGAUAGUGAAAGAAAGGCAAGCCCGUUAUAUACUCCUUAUGAAAGCAGACAGAGACUCGCUCGCACUGCGAGUGAAACGUUGACCAAGCUUCAGCAAAUGCAAGGAAAAAUUGUAACGAAGGAAAAGACAAAUAAAUUGAAAGUUCAGCGAAAAUUGAGCGCUAAGUUACAAAAAAGAUCCAUCAAAGCUGAUAAGCAACACAGCCGGAUCAUCAAAAUGACUUCAAGGAUGGAGCGAAUGAAACUAGGAGAAGAGGAACUGCGCGCUGAGAUUGACAGAGAGCUGAAAGAAGGAGCGACUUAUACGCCUACUGAUUCAACAGACGCAGAAUCUAGUCCAGUUCGUUUACCUCGCAUUCGCUCAGCUGAUUCAGCUGACUGGAUAAAGCUUUCAAGUUUACCUGAGCCCAGAAUAGAUAAUGAAGAUAAAGACUCUAGACCUACCUCUGUGUUGAGUGAUUUUGCAAUUCAGCUGACUCCAAGCGAGAAGAGGAUUGCGGCAGACAAGCUUGCUCAUAAGUACGAUAUGACACGUGAGCUAAGAAACGCAAUUCAUGAACACAUGAUAUCGCGCUCUUAUAGUUUUUCAUAUUUCAAUAUCAUUCCGCCGUAUAAGAGGAAAAAGCCUAAACCACAGAAAACGAGGCAAGUCUUUAACCGUUUGGUUUACGAGGACAAAAUCGGGGUUAUGGAUUUUAGAAAACUGCAACCGAAAAAAGUGGUUUUAAGCUCCUAAUAAGUUACCGUAAGAAAUGCCUUGCAAAACUUACAGACAAUUCCUACGUAAGAUCGUUUGUAUUUAAACAGAAAAAACCUCCUAUCAAAGAGGGAGGAGGAGAUUAACUUGCUGUUCCAAGAAUACAUACUGUUCUACUAAUUGUAGUCAAAAAAGCCGUAAUUGGAUGUAUCCAUUAAUUCCUCGCCGAGUUUGCUCAGUUAACUUUUUAGAGUUCUGAAAUUAGCCUUUAUGAUGAUAAAUUCUCU
This is a messenger RNA of Porites evermanni, 1208 nucleotides long. NCBI's taxonomy places the organism in Eukaryota, Metazoa, Cnidaria, Anthozoa, Scleractinia, Poritidae. The record is from the annotation of a GenBank genome assembly.